AUGGCGAGUAACAUUCCAGCUGGACUGCGAUCUGCAGAUAUCGGGCGCUUUGCUAUCAGAGCUGCUCAAAUCGAAACCGCCAAGCCUGUGAUUGCCUACUGGUGCAAUUUUCACAUCGUGAACCAAAUUAUUGAAAGAGGUCUUCACAAUUCCGACGACGAAAUUAAGGUUUAUACGACUAACCUCGUUGACAAGCUAGAGGAGUUCAAACAAGAGAACCCAAACAAUGAAAUAGUGACAGACAGUACUGCGGCAAGCGCCUAUGUCGAACAAUUCGGAUUGGAGGUCUUCAGCCGUGCGGAGGCUGCCAUGAAUGCCAACAAAGUCACAAAGCAAACAGCAGAUACCUUCCUGGCAGCAGCCACCUUCCUCGAACUAUGUUCGAUCUGGGGAGCCCUAGACCCAGAAAUCGCCGGGCGAAUCAAGUUCGCCAAAUUCCACGCUGUCCGCAUUGUGAAGGCUUUCAAAGCCGGCGAAGAUCCCAACGCGACGAACCCCGCACCCAAGCAGGAAGAAGAACCAAUCGACGAUCCCGAUGUGCAGGCAUUCGACGAGUCGGUGGCGGAGGAGGCCUCCAAGCCAAGACAAGCUUCCAUCGAGGAGGUCCCUGACGAGUCUGACCGUCUUGGACGAGAACUAGCCCGAAAAUCGGUCCUGGAUGAAUCCCUCCACCCAUCACGCACAUCAUCCGCACCACGUGCACCCGCCGACUCUGGUCCCGAAAUUCCUUCUGUUCCUCGCAACGCGCCUGGACAACCGCUGGAUGCCGACAACUCCAGCUCCGGUGGCUUAGAGCUUCCCUCUACCCCAGCGACGAUUGGCGGCUCACCCUCAGUACCAAAUCUUCCUGAUACACCGACUGCAUUCCACUCCUUCCCCCGGCCGUCUAUCGAUCCUUCUAUGCCUGCGCCAGAUCCGGCUUCUUUCUACGAUACCCCAAGUGCUGGUGCUCCUACGCAGCCUCCGGUUGGCCCGCCGUUUGUCCCAACCCCGGCUGCGCAUGUACCUGCUGCACAGGCUCCAUAUGUCCCACCUCAGCCGACACACGGCGUAGAUGAUGGUUCGGUGCAAAUGGCGCAGAAGCAUGCUCGUUGGGCGGUCUCUGCUUUGACAUUUGAUGAUGUUGAGACGGCUAUUAAGGAGUUAAGGAAUUCGCUGAAAUGUCUAGGAGCAUCAUGA
Penicillium bovifimosum is the source of this 1179-nucleotide messenger RNA. RefSeq lists its product as uncharacterized. The record is from RefSeq and is a predicted model, not a curated record. Bases 1 to 1179 code for a protein of 392 amino acids. Lineage: Eukaryota; Fungi; Ascomycota; Eurotiomycetes; Eurotiales; Aspergillaceae. Gene Ontology annotation, cellular component: multivesicular body. Gene Ontology annotation, biological process: late endosome to vacuole transport via multivesicular body sorting pathway. The transcript has 4 exons.